Cydia fagiglandana is the source of this 5198-nucleotide messenger RNA. It is a transcript of the gene ae48, whose product is annotated as juvenile hormone esterase-like. Lineage: Eukaryota; Metazoa; Arthropoda; Insecta; Lepidoptera; Tortricidae. Gene Ontology annotation, molecular function: serine hydrolase activity. The transcript has 6 exons. The record is from RefSeq and is a predicted model, not a curated record. The coding region runs from base 133 to 2235 and encodes 700 amino acids.
CACCGUUGCGUUGGCAGUACCGCAAGUGCUAAUGCCCGGCCGGUCACGAGUCCGCCAGACAUUCCGCUUUUAAAUACAUGUGUUAUCAGAACUAAGUGAAGGAUUAUUUAGUGCAACGGAAUAAAACAAACAAUGAUAUCGGCGGUCAAUGCCUUCCUAGAUGACAUGCGGGGCGGCAGAAUGACAGAGACACCGGUAGUUCGGGUGGAGCAUGGCCAGCUGCAGGGGCGAGUAGCCGAGAGCCCCAGCGGGAAGGCCUUCUACAGCUUCCAGGGGAUCCCUUACGCCAAACCACCGCUGGGGACCCUUAGAUUCCAGGCACCUCAACCCCUGGAGCCAUGGGAUGGCGUCCGUGACGCCACUUCAGAAGGCAAUAUCAGCGCGCAAAUAAAGAUGGAGACUGACACGUUUGUAGGCGACGAGAAUUGUCUCUAUCUCAACGUGUACACCCCCAGCAUAGACGGAGAAUUCCUCCCAGUCAUGGUCUACAUCCACGGCGGAGGUCUACAGUUCGGCUCAGGCAGUGCCAGCGUCAGAGGAGCUGACUACCUUGUCGAGAAAGAUGUAGUAGUUGUCACUAUUAACUACAGAUGCGGAGCGCUCGGUUUCCUAAGCUUAAACACCCCUGAGAUCCCUGGUAACGCAGGUCUCAAAGACAUGAUAGCAGCUUUACGAUGGGUUAAAGAGAAUAUCAAUAAUUUCGGCGGUAAUUCCGGUAACAUAACGCUUUUCGGUGAAAGCGCGGGCGGUGCCGCCGUGUCUGUGCUCACGGCUAGUCCUUUGAGCAAAGAUUUGAUCAGCAAAGCUAUUAUUCAGUCUGGUUGUGGACUCUCCAGCUGGGCAUGGCAGAAACAGCCGUUGGAAAACGCCAAAAAGCUAGCGCAUUUACUAGGCUGCGAGUCAGAUGAGGCUGAUGAUAUCCUCGAAUUCUUACGAGCGACUCCUGCGAAGGAGAUCGUGGAAGCUACUGGAAAACUUUUUCCUUUGCAAACGUUUUUCGAGACAGCAAUAAUAGGUUUCACUUUUGUUGUGGAGAAAGAGUUUCCUGGCGUGGAAGCCGCUAUUACAGAGUCUUUCACUGAUCUAUUGACUUCUGGUCGCGUCGCUGAAGUCCCUAUCAUGAUCGGUUCAACAACGCUUGAAUUUCUGCGUAAAGUUGACACAGAUGACUUGCAAGUGUUCAUUCCUCAAGAAUUAAACGUGCAGAGAAAUUCCGAGGAAUCCUUGGAGAUCGCCAACAAAUUUAAAAGCUUAUAUUUCAAAGGGAAUCAUACGGCUGUUGAAAAUUUGAAUGGUUAUUUUGAGCUGAUUUCCGAUAGGCUUAUCAACGUCGAUACGCACAGAUAUGUCCAGUAUUUGGUACAUGCGACAACAAAGCCUGUUUAUUACUAUAAAUUCGACUAUGUAGGCGAAUUAAAUUUGACGAAGAAGCUAAUGGAUACCUUAAAUGUCCAUCAUGCUGGACACGCGGAUGAAUUGGGGUAUCUCUUCAAGAUGGACUCGCAGGGUGAAGUGGAACCAACGGCACAGGAUGUUAAGAUGAGGGAGAGGAUGCUGCGGCUUUGGACCAACUUCGCUAAGUCCGGCAACCCAACUCCAGACGAGAACCACUACAUCACGGUAACCUGGCAACCGGUCACCAAGGACAACCUCUACUACCUGAAUCUGAGCAACGAACUAUCCCUCAACACGAGUCCGGAUAAACACAAGAUGGCGCUUUGGGAGGACUUAUAUAACAGGCAUUUCAAGAUCUGGGAGCAUCCUCAAGUCAAUAAUGAGGAGACACCUGUUAAGACGCUUAAAGAGCCUGUCAUUGUAGCAGAGCCAAUCGAACCGGUACCAGUCAUAACCAGUCCUGAACCUGUCAUAACCAGUUCAGAACCUGAAACCAGCCCAGAACCACUCAUCGAAGAGCCGGUAUCCAGUCCCUUAGAACCCGUAGCUCACAUCGAAGAGCCGGUAACCAGUACCUUAGAAACUGUAGCUCACAUCGAAGAGCAGGUAACCAGUCCGUUAGAACCACUAGUAGAAACUCCUCACAAUGGUGUGAACGGGACAAACGGUGAUGUAGAAAGGAAACCGCGGCCGUCCAAUGAAAUCAAAAUGGUCCAAAAUGGAAACGGGGUACCUAAGGAUGUGAUCCGUGCCAACGAUCCGCCGGAAGACGAUUUGCCUAAAAAUAUUGGGGUGAAUAAGUUUGUGAAUUUCUUUGAAUCCCUCGGCGGGAAGAAGUGAUGUAUUUGAAUUUUGGAUUUGCGUUAUUUUUUAGUUGUACAGAUGUAGCUUAUUCAUAAAACUUUACUGGCCGGAUUUAGUUAAAUUGUGACGUUAUCUAUGAAAAGGGACCUUAUUGUCGAUGGCGCUUACGCCAUUAUAAAGGUGUGUCUACGCUAGGCGAGCCGAGCACAAGCCGAACACAAUUCGUCUAAUGUGGACCAAAGAAUUAUAUGACAAAGAACAACUCUCAAUCUUCAAAAGUGUGACCAAAAAUGAAAUGCAAGUGUGUGCGUAAAUUGUCUAUGUGAGAUCAAAAAUAGUGAUGUCAUGUUACAACAUUAAUAAUCUGUCGAUGUUUGAUUGCUUUAUCGACUACUUUUUCAAAUGUGUUAUUUUAAACACUAACUGUGUUGGAAAGUGAAGUUAUCAUGACACGCUAAACAUGAACACCUUCAAAAAAGUAUAACAAUCGUUAUUAUUUGAAGUCGGUUAUAAAAGAUAAUAAUAAUGAUGUCUUGUGAAGAAAUAAUUACAUAGCUAUUAAUAUACCGACAAGUUAUCGAUACUGUCAUAUGAACAUUUUGUCAAGCCCUAGCGUAAACUAACAGUUUAUGUUUUUACACAAAAUAUUCUAAAUUAUUGACUAAUAUAAUAAAAUAUUAGCACGGAACGGAAGAAAAACUUAUAAUGAACUGUAUAAACUGGCUUCUUACACUUUUUACGCUGUUAAUUUGACAAAAUAUCGCUAUGAAAAUUUCGCUCGGAAUAUCAUAAAUCCUCUGAAAUGAGUAUUUGCUUGGAUUAUUUGGCCCUGUGACACUGCAAUCCGGCACACUACAAGACACCAUCUUUACUGAAUUACUUUAUUUAAUACUUUUCGUCCUAAUCCGUGUAUAUUUUUCAAUUUGAAAAUUACCGUGAUACGCUCUUGGCCGUCCGCGGCCGUCGUCAAACUCAAAAGUGGUUACGUUUUCUCAUUGGUAGUCUGACUCUUUCGCACUUAUGGGAUGUUCAUAUACGUGAUGGCUUCCCUUUCGCACACUUAAGCUGUCUGUCAAGCGCAAGCGAAUCCUAGGUCUAUGAUGUGGACCGACUUACAAGCCACGAACGAGCCCGCUGCGAGCGUUUGGUUCGUGCUCGGCUGCGUUCCGCCAGUUGUCGGUUUUUUGAUGAACACAAAGGGAUUUGCUACGCGCUCACAUUGCGCUCAUGGACGUGUUCGUUGUACGUCCACACUUGACGCCGAGAACGGCUCCGCUCGUGCUUCGCUCGUGCUCGGUUCGUCUAGCGUUGACCCACCUUUAUAGAUGCUCCGGUAUAAAUACAAUGCCGCGCGACGCUGUGCUUUGUAAGCGUCAUCGACAAUAAGGUCCCUUUUCACAGAUAAUGCCCCAAUUAUGUUUUAUGUGCCUUUCUUACAAAUACCUAAGUCAAAAUGACAAGGACAAACGAUUAUUAACUAAUUUAGGUUUGUAGCGCGUUUAUGAAUAAGGGGGUUAGUGCAUAAUUGUUUUCCAUCGUAUUUCCUCGGAAACGUUCGUUUUGUCAUGCUACUUCAGUCAACGUCAGUACUUUUUGUGCCGAGACUGACUGAAAUAGCAAGACACGUUCGUACGUUUCCGUGAAAAUACGAUGGAAAAUAAUUAUGCACUAUACUGCAAAACGUAAUUCAAGACCAAAAAAAGUAAACAAUGUUGCCACUUAUUACUACCGCGUCUUGUAUUUAUGUAAAAAUAAAUAAAUAAAAAUACUUUUUUUAAAUAGUAGGAGUAAAAUUACGAAUAAAUAAUUGAUCUUAGCGUGAUUAUUUAACAAAAGGAAUUUACUAUUUUACAAACAAAUUAUUGCAAUGGCAACAUUGUCUUACUUUUUUUGGUCUUGAAUUACGUUUUGCAGUUUACAUCUGUAGACAGCACCAUACUAUUAGUAUUUUUAUUAUAGGUUGUGUAUUUAUUGGCUCGGAUAAUUUGAUAUUUGUAUAAGAUUGUUUGAGACAAUCGGUAAAACUUUGGUCGGAUAUAAUUCAGAUAAUUUUAAUUAAUAAACAUUCCACUAAUUUAUUUAUUCUAUUAAAUCAUACAAAUUGUACAGUCAGCGGCAAAAAACGUAUUUUUGUGUACAGUCACCUACAAUAAUAUGUUACUCUUCGAAGGACGCAAAAAUAUGUGACACGCUCUUAUGGCUCUACAAGUCUACAUAUAAGACCGUGUCAGAUAUUUUUGCGGCCUUCGUUGUGUGUAGUGUUUCUACUUAAAAUAAAAACAAAUUAAAAUAUUGUCAGAAAAUAAUUUAUUUUUGUUCUAAUACUUCUAAUAGUAUUCUGAAACAUUUUCAUAUAAAACUAGUCUAUUAGUUAUGUGUUUGUCAUUAGGCAUUAUUUAUUUAUAAGAAAAACAUGCCAUUUAAAAUUUGAAUUAUUGUAAUAAUAUUUUUGACCAUUCAAAGUAUUUAGAAAAGAGAAUUUGGAAUAGAGGCGUAAUGUAUGGUGUCGCCAUCUACACAAGUAUUGGCGAAAGGUUUGGCGCCAUCUAUUCGAGCGAUGACGCAAUACCUUUGGCCUAUUAUCUUGUAGAUGGCGACACCGUUUGAUAUUUAACAAAAACACAUAUUAGUGAAAGAAUAAGGAUCAAAGUCAAAUGACGUUCUAAAAGUUUUAAUCCUGUGUCGAAAGAUGGCAGUAAAUUAACUGUGACUACAAAAUUUACUUUUACAACCGCCUCUAUACUAAAUUUUCUUUAUUUCUAAAUAUUUACAUUCGUUAUUUAUAAUGGUAUUUAAGUAAAAUAACUUUUUAUCAGUCUGCUUAUAUAAUUUUUGAAGGCAUAUUCUUCUUAAUAAACAUUCCAAAUUAUAUUAUUUAUAUGUAUGUUGUACAUGUGCUAAUAAUUGUAUUGACUUUAUAAAUAGUUAUACAUUAGUUUGCGAAGAAUGUGUAUUUUUAUAUAUAUCUACCAUUAAUUAGUAAAUAAAUUAUGAAAGUA